This is a messenger RNA of Silurus meridionalis, 2109 nucleotides long. RefSeq names its product integrator complex subunit 12 (gene ints12). Bases 144 to 1526 code for a protein of 460 amino acids. Gene Ontology annotation, biological process: snRNA 3'-end processing. Gene Ontology annotation, cellular component: integrator complex. The record is from RefSeq and is a predicted model, not a curated record. NCBI's taxonomy places the organism in Eukaryota, Metazoa, Chordata, Actinopteri, Siluriformes, Siluridae. The transcript is spliced from 7 exons.
ACGACGAAUGCUCGCGCAGGAGGCGGGAAACAAGGAGCCAAUCAGCGGCCGGCAGAGUGUGAGAACGGGUGCGAAACGAAGUAAAAUGCUAAUAGGAGACAGUGAAGUAGGAAGAGGGAAGUAGCUGCCGCUUCUCUGAGAUCAUGGCUGGAAGUGUGAGUCUGGAGCUGGACCCGGUUUUCCUAAAAGGUCUGAGCUACCUUCACUCCAAGAGCAAAGACUCAGCGGAGAAGCUGAAGGCUCUGCUGGACGAGUCCCUGUCCAGAGGAAGCGAUUCAGUGUAUCGUUCUUCACUGAAGGAAGUCGAGCUUUCCAAAGUGUCGGUGCCCAAACUGAUCAAACAGGACUCCAAAUCCACAUCUGGCUCAUCCUCGUCAUCUUCCUCAUCUUCCUCAUCAUCGUCCAGUGGUAAAUCCAGCAGCUCAGAGAAGAGCAAGAAAGAAGGAGAGAAAAGACCUGCUGAGAAGGUGAGGCUGGAGAGUGGAGAUGCAGUCGAUCCGCCCAAAAAGCCACGUCUGGAUAAAGUGGAAAAUCGUGCGUCCCCUAUCGCCUUCCAGUCGAAGGAAAUUCCUAUAGGAGACUUUAACUACAGUGACGAGACCAACGCUGACGACUUUGCCAUGGAGAUGGGAUUAGUGUGUGUCGUGUGCAGACAGAUGACUGUGGGUCCGGGGAACCAGCUGGUGGAGUGUCAGGAGUGUCACAACCUGUACCAUCAGGAGUGUCACAAACCUCAGGUGACGGAUAAGGACGUGAACGAUCCGCGGCUGGUGUGGUACUGCGCACGCUGCACGCGCCAGAUGAAGCGCAUGGCUCAGAAAACACAAAAACCUCCUCAGAAAGCGAGUCCAACUGUAACGUCGGUCACGCCGGUGGUUAAAGACCCGCUGGUGAAGAAGGCGGAGCUGAAACCCAAACCAGACACAACAGGAUCUUUUCAGGCCUUUAAGAGGACAGAGGUCAAGGCGUCAUCUGCGGCACUGGUGAACUCGUCCAGCAGUGUGUCAUCUCUCCCUUCGGGGAGCGCUCUCACUGGUUGGGCCGCCUUCACCAAAACCACCGCUUCAGCUUCCUCCGGAACCAAACCAGGCCUUGCUAAGCCCCUCCCUUCCUCCACCAGUUCAAAGCCUGUUGGUCUGUUUGCGUUGGGCACCAAAGCACAAACAGGAAGUGGAAAUGGGAACAACGGAGGUAACGGGAACACCGCGGCACAGCUGAAGCCACCGCCCCCUCUCACACUCGGGAAACCGGUUCUAAGUCGUUCUGGAAGCGGGGACAAUUCUGGAAAAUCAGGCUCCUCCUCACCCGGGGCGAGCGGCUCCAGUGGUGCCGGGGGCAACGGGGGCUCAAACGGAGGAGGCAACGGGGGCAGCAGCAGCUCGAGCAGCAGCAAUAGUAACACCACCAACAGUCAGAAAGCAUCAGCUGACGGCAAAGCACCAACAUCACAGGAGUCUCAGCUCAACGCCAUGAAGCGCCUGCAGAUGGUGAAGAAGAAAGCAGCACAGAGGAAGCUGAAGAAAUAAACACAGCAGAGAGAGAGAGAGAGAGAGAGAGAGAGAGAGAGAGAGAGAGAGACGAAUGAAGUGAGGCGAGUGAGAGAAAGAGAGAGUCUGAAAUAAAUGAUAACCAUUUUCUUAAAACACGGGAGAGACAGGUUAUGAUAGUAAGACAACCCUAGCUGGAAAGAAAAGAAAUAGACAAACUAAUCAAUAAAAAGGCAGACGAGUGCAUUUUGUUUGUCUGUCUGUCUUUAGGCAUAUUGACAGAGACUGAGGGACAGAAAAAGGACAGGCAGGCAAACGAUCCAAGAAAGAAACCCAAACGAAUAAUAAUCACAGUGAAGGAGAAAGGGAAAGGAAAUACGGUUCAGCACUAAUACUUGAAAAUGUGUGUGUAGAAGCUGCUUUUGUGUGUGUGUGUGUAAGUGGUGUGUAUGAGUGUAUAUAAGUGGUGUGUGUGUAUAAGUGGGUUGUAUGAGUGGUGUGGGUGUAUAAGAGGUGUGUGUGUGUGUGUGUGUGUGUGUGGGGGGCCUGUCUGUGCCUUGUUUGUCGUAAAGCUGCAGCACUGACCCACUUGUACUUUUAAUAAACAUCGUUAAUAAACCAA